Messenger RNA from Polyodon spathula (Mississippi paddlefish), 1228 nucleotides. RefSeq names its product telomere repeat binding bouquet formation protein 2 (gene terb2). Gene Ontology annotation, cellular component: nuclear inner membrane. The record is from RefSeq and is a predicted model, not a curated record. The transcript has 8 exons. Bases 341 to 985 code for a protein of 214 amino acids. Gene Ontology annotation, biological process: homologous chromosome pairing at meiosis; meiotic attachment of telomere to nuclear envelope. Lineage: Eukaryota; Metazoa; Chordata; Actinopteri; Acipenseriformes; Polyodontidae.
AUGAAUGAGUGUUUAAUACUCGUGUCGAAUAUGAAUCGAUUCUUGUGAACUUUCAUUGAGGUGAAUACAGUUAAUAAAUACUAACUAAAUAAAUAUCGUAAAAAAGUUGGUGUGGUUUACCGAAUUCGAAAACCAUGGGAACCAAUCCAGACAACGAGGCGUGCUAAUUUCCAAACCCUGAUUGAAGACGGCGAUGGUGAUGAUUCUUUAGCUUUCCAGACCACAGAUUAACCGGAAUUCCAUUGCACUAGCAGCGCUCUUCACGAAGACUAUAAGUGACUGAAGGAUUUAUUGAAUAUUUAUUCUAUGAAUACAAUUUACCUUGUUAGGGCGUGUUUUGAUGAUGUUUAAAAACAAAAAAGCCUGGUUUUCUCAGAGUGUAAGCAGGAGCGUAUGUGAUUUGUGGGUGGCUGAAGGUGGGAUGAUAACAAACUUGUUCACAGCAGACUAUGUUUUCAGUGAAGAUGCCGCCAACCCUGAUACUCAAAGGAUUUACCAGAGUCUGGAUUAUGUGGAAAAUAGGAUUACAAUUUUUCACGCCGCCUAUCUUUCUGCCUGUGAGAAAUCCAAAAACAAUAGAGCUGUGUCUAUGGGUCACUUUGUUCUCCCCCCAACCCAUGUUCAGAAAGCUAUAAAAGCAGAGUUUGGAUGCUUUAUUUGGGAGAAAGAGGAUUGUUUUACUACAAAAGAAGUACCAUGCAACAGGCUGACCCUGGUGAAAGGGAAGAAAAACAAAUACUUGCGCAAACAACAAAAAUGUGGAAUGAAAACCUCAGAAAGAGGCAUGACGUGUUGUAAUCUACAACAAUACCCAGUGAAUAAUAUGGUCACAGGUUACAUCUUUAUCGAUGAAAUGAAGAAAUAUUCAGGGGAGUUGCAUGACUUCACUCCCGGAGAUGCUGGCUAUUCAGUGUGUAGAGCUCACUGUGAAAAAUAUAUCUUACCAUCUAGUAAAAACAGAAGGGACAGAAUUCACACCAAUUAAAAUACACCAGAACUGAUUCUCAGAAACUGUUUGAGUGUUCAAUAUGUAGUCCUGCAGUCUUGGAAAGUUUGUAUACUCACUUUCUGUAUGUUUUAGUUGCAGUAACAAUUAUUUUAACUGAAGUUACUCAAGGCAGGUUUUUAUUUUUUGUUUAAAAUAUUGCAAAGUUUUAGUAAAUGACAUGUAAAUCAGCCUGCAUGUAUUGUUUAUUGAUGAUUUUUUUAAAUCAUAAGUAAAUGUUGA